GGCCGGAAGUGUCGUAAGGAAACCACGUAGUACUCUCUGCGCAUGUGCAAAGCGCUGUCGGGGCCGCCCUAGCUGCCGUCGUCGCUGCUGGGACUCUAUGGUCUCUCCCUAGAGCUUUGCCGUUGGAGGCAGCUGCUGCGGUCCUGCGAGUUUGACCGGCAUCGAGCGGCAGCACCAUGGAGGAAUUCGACUCCGAAGACUUCUCCACGUCGGAGGAGGACGAGGACUACGUGCCGUCGGGUGGAGAGUAUAGUGAAGAUGAUGUAAAUGAAUUAGUGAAGGAAGAUGAAGUGGAUGGUGAAGAGCAGACACAGAAAACCCAAGGGAAAAAAAGAAAGGCCCAGAGCAUUCCAGCCAGGAAGAGAAAACAAGGUGGCCUCUCAUUAGAAGAAGAGGAAGAGGAGGAUGCCAAUUCAGAAUCUGAGGGAAGCAGUAGUGAGGAGGAAGAUGAAGCUGCAGAGCAGGAAAAAGGCAUUGGAUCAGAGGAUGCAAGGAAAAAGAAGGAGGAUGAACUCUGGGCCAGCUUCCUCAAUGAUGUGGGACCAAAAUCAAAAGCGCCCCCAACUACACAAGUUAAGAAAGGAGAGGAGACUGAAGAGACAAGUUCAAGUAAAUUGUUGGUAAAAGCAGAAGAGCUAGAGAAACCUAAAGAAACAGAAAAAGUUAAAAUCACCAAGGUGUUUGAUUUUGCUGGUGAAGAAGUACGGGUGACUAAGGAAGUGGAUGCUACAUCUAAAGAGGCCAAAUCCUUCUUCAAGCAGAAUGAGAAAGAAAAACCACCGGCUAAUGUCCCUUCAGCUCUGCCGUCACUCCCUGCUGGGUCAGGGUACAUUGAACGGAAAGCCUUCCUCGACCGAGUGGAUCACAGGCAGUUUGAAAUUGAGCGAGAUCUCAGGCUGAGCAAAAUGAAACCUUGAUGUUACGGGCAAAAUCAAGAGCAGCUUAAUCCUGUUUACAAUGUGAGCUUUUUGUGCGUCUGUGAAAUGUUUUCCAGUGUUUCUCAUCAUCUGUUUCCCAGCAAGGUCUUUUUUUUUUCUACAUUGAAGUUCUGUCUAUGUAUCUUAAUCACAAAUGGUUUCAUUCACUUUACUUUUAAAAAUUUGUCCUUAAAUGAAUAAAUAAAAUAAAAGUUGGUCCUGUGAGAGGAUGAUGAAGAUGACGACCUCACUCACCUUCCUUUUAUUCUGCUGCAAAGUCCCACCCAGUUCAAGACAGCACAUCCCAGGUCUGUCCAGGUUGGCAGAGGUCUUGCCAGGCAUGGUGAAGAGAGCUGACCAACCUGGGUGUGAAUUUUCUGGGACCAAGAGGCUCUUUCUGCAGCCAGCCUUGUCCCGAAGACCUAGAGGAGGUGGCUCACUAGAGUAACUGGAAUGCGAGGCCCCUUUGCAGCUUGUUCUCAUUUCCACUCGGGCUUCUCUCCUGAUCUCUCUCCUGAAUGGAUUCCUACUGAUGCCAUGUAAGGCUGAAAAGAAGGAUACAGUAUUGCUGAAUUAGCUAUUUUUCCCUUCAGCCUUUUUCCUCUUCCCAAAGAAAAGUUAAAUUCAGAUAUGCUCCCACUUCAAUAGUUCAUUAAUUUUUAGUUUGUCAGAGAAUAUUCUGAAGGAUUUUCUUUUUUAUACUCAUAAGAAAAUGUAAAUU
Molecule: messenger RNA, 1638 nt
Organism: Rhinopithecus roxellana (golden snub-nosed monkey)
Lineage: Eukaryota; Metazoa; Chordata; Mammalia; Primates; Cercopithecidae
Gene: CFDP1
Product: craniofacial development protein 1
Exons: 6
Coding region: 177-917 (246 amino acids)
Source: RefSeq, a predicted model, not a curated record